Molecule: messenger RNA, 1053 nt
Organism: Rotaria socialis
Lineage: Eukaryota; Metazoa; Rotifera; Eurotatoria; Philodinida; Philodinidae
Source: the annotation of a GenBank genome assembly
AUGGAACUAUUCGGUGAAAACAAAGUUGAAAAACUUUAUCUGUGGUUUUUAUUUAUGAAUCGACCAAAAAUGGCCGAAUUUCUUUGUUCAAUAUGCCAGAAUCAGACAACUGCCUGUCUUCUUGCAGUCGAUAUUUAUUCUAAGGCAGCACAAAAGGAUAAAAAAAAUAGAGAUACUUUAAUACAAAUCGCUUACGAAUUCGAUGAACAUGCAAAAGGCAUCAUAGAUGAAUGUUUCGUUAAAAAAAGUAGCCUUGCUAUUGAUAUUAUAAAUGGUAAAGCUACUGAAUUUUAUGACUAUGCUCCAUUGGUAUUAGCAAAGCAUGCUGAUUCUAAAGCUUUUCUUGCUAGUGAUACUGUUCAAAAAUAUCUCAAUGACAAGUGGUACCAUCAUUUUGACGAUCAACGCCAAUUGUUGAAUGUGAAUACCUCUUUUUGGAUCAUGCUUGCAUCAUUCAUUUUUCCUCUGUUACCAAUUGCAUCUUUGUUUUUUCCUUCACUCUACAAAGAAUAUUCUCUGAAACCGAAAAAAAAAAUCAAUAAGUCAAUUCAAUGUCGUCCAAUAUUGUCACAUGAACGGAUAUCAACAGACGAAAAAGCUCGGAAUGAGUCCUUCCCAAGUGGAAGAAAUAGAAAUUCUUCUAAGAAUUGUAGAAUAGAAUUAGGUGAUCUAAUGUCUAGUAUGGGACUUCGAAUUAAAUAUUUUUAUGAAGCUCCAGUUGUAAGAUUUUAUUAUUACGUUAUUUUCUACUUUAUAUUUCUAACGUUAUUCAGUUAUGUUCUUCUUGUCGAUUAUUUUCCGUUAAAUCGAAACGGCGCAAAACGUUCCGGAAUUCAAAAUUUACCAAUUCCAAUUUCAGAAUUUAUUCUACAUAUUUAUAUGUUAAAUUUCAUCAUCGAUGAAAUCUAUCAGGUAUAUAUAUCUGAUAAAUGGAUUCAUGGUUAUUUCUCUAACAAUUGGAAUAGGAUGGACUUAGCAGGCAUUAUCUGUUAUUUAAUUGCAUUCAUUACUCGAUUUUUUGUUAGUGAAUCCAUUUUUGCAGCGUCAAAGUAA